This is a messenger RNA of Phalacrocorax carbo (great cormorant), 3098 nucleotides long. NCBI's taxonomy places the organism in Eukaryota, Metazoa, Chordata, Aves, Suliformes, Phalacrocoracidae. The record is from RefSeq and is a predicted model, not a curated record.
ACAAAGUGCCCGCACCCGCCGCGGCGGCGGCAGAGCGGGGCCGGAGGAAGGCCGGGGCCGGAGCCAGCCCCAGCCCCAGCCCAGCCCAGCCCAGCCCGCAGCCGACCCGAGCCCUGCCCGCCAUGGGGCCGCGGUGCCGGGCGCGGCGGCGCUGAUCCCGCCGGCCCCCGGACUUUGCUCGGGCCCUCCCCGCGCUGCGCGGGCGGCUCCGCCGAGGGAGCCCGUCACCGCCGGGUGGGAGCUGCCGCGCCGGAGGGGCCUGGAAGAUGCGGCCGCUCUUGCAGGUCCUGGUGGGGCUGCUGCUGGCGGCUGCUGCCCAGGGCAGGGCGAUGGAGCCAGAGCUGUUUGAGAGCCCGCUGCUGGAGUCAGAAGAAAAGCAUCUCCUGCUGGACCCAGGCAACGUGUUGAAGCUGUACUGUGACACCAAUCAGACCGGUGCCAGCGUGGUCUGGUACAAGGAGUCCCGGCUGCUUGUCCCAGGGGGUCGUAUCCAUCUCCGGCAGAGCCUGCUGGAGAUCUCAGAGGUCACCUAUGAGGACUCAGGGCUCUAUGUGUGCCACGCACAGGGGACUGGGGAGAUCCUGCACAACUUCACCAUCUCGGUCGUGGACUCACUGGCGUCUGGUGAUGAUGAUGAAGACAGCGAUGGGGACGGUCUGCAAGGAGACCGAAAUGAGGAGCCUGUCUAUGUGCCCAGAGCUCCUUACUGGACUCACCCACACCGGAUGGACAAGAAGCUGUAUGCAGUCCCCGCAGGGAACACAGUGAAGUUUCGCUGCCCAGCCUCAGGCAGUCCCAGCCCCAGCAUCCACUGGUUCAAGAACGGGCGUGAGUUCCGGGGGGAGCACCGCAUCGGGGGCAUCCGGCUCCGGCACCAGCACUGGAGCCUGGUGAUGGAGAGCGUGGUGCCCUCCGACCGUGGCAACUACACCUGCCUGGUGGAGAACAGAUUUGGCAGCAUCCGCUACAGCUACCUCCUGGACGUGCUGGAGAGGUCCCCACACAGGCCCAUCUUGCAGGCUGGGCUGCCAGCCAACACCACAGCCCUGGUGGGCAGUGACGUGGAGUUCUUCUGCAAGGUCUACAGCGAUGCCCAGCCCCACAUCCAGUGGCUGAAGCACAUCGAGGUGAACGGCAGUAGCUAUGGUCCCGAUGGGGUCCCCUAUGUGCAAGUGCUUAAGACCGCAGACAUCAACAGCUCCGAGGUGGAGGUGCUGUACCUGCGCAAUGUCUCCAUGGAGGAUGCUGGCGAGUACACCUGCCUGGCAGGGAACUCCAUCGGCCUCUCCUACCAGUCUGCCUGGCUCACCGUGCUGCCUGAAGAGGAGCUGGUGCGAGAAGCUGAAGCCCCUGAGGCCAAAUACACAGACAUCAUCAUCUACACCUCGGGCUCACUGGCCGUGGCCAUGGCUGCCAUCAUCGUGGUGCUGUGCCGGAUGCAGACUCAGUCGAGCAAGCAGCACCUGGAGCCCAUGGCAGUCCACAAGCUCUCCAAAUUCCCUCUCAUCCGACAGUUUUCCCUGGACUCGAGCUCCUCCGGGAAGUCUAGCACGUCCCUGAUGCGUGUCACUCGUCUCUCCUCCAGCUGCGCCCCGAUGCUGACUGGGGUUAUGGAACUGGACCUGCCCCUUGAUGCCAAGUGGGAGUUCCCCCGAGACAAGCUGGUGCUGGGCAAGCCCCUGGGGGAAGGCUGCUUUGGCCAGGUGGUGCGGGCAGAGGCUUAUGGCAUCGACAGAGACCGGCCAGACAGAGCUGUCACUGUGGCUGUGAAAAUGCUGAAAGACAACGCCACAGACAAGGACCUGGCUGACCUAAUAUCUGAGAUGGAGAUGAUGAAGCUCAUGGACAAGCACAAGAACAUCAUCAACCUCCUGGGAGUCUGCACGCAGGAUGGGCCGUUGUACGUGAUCGUGGAGUUUGCUGAGAAGGGGAACCUGCGUGAGUACCUCCGUGCCCGCCGCCCCCCAACACCCGACUACGCAUUUGACAUCACAGCGAUGCCCGAGGAGCAGCUCUCUUUCAAGGACCUGGUCUCUUGCGUCUACCAGGUGGCCCGUGGCAUGGAGUAUCUGGAGUCCAAACGGUGCAUACACCGUGACCUGGCUGCCCGCAAUGUGCUGGUCACAGCAGAGAGUGUAAUGAAGAUCGCUGACUUCGGCCUGGCCAGGGAUGUCCAUGACAUUGACUACUACAAGAAAACCAGCAACGGUCGCCUGCCAGUGAAGUGGAUGGCACCUGAGGCCCUGUUUGACCGCGUCUACACCCACCAGAGCGAUGUGUGGUCCUUCGGGAUCCUGAUGUGGGAGAUCUUCACCCUGGGGGGCUCUCCCUACCCUGGCAUCCCCGUUGAGGAGCUCUUCAAGCUGCUGAAGGAGGGGCACCGCAUGGACCGGCCAUCCAACUGCACCCACGAGCUGUACAUGCUGAUGCGGGAGUGCUGGCAUGCUGUGCCCUCACAGCGCCCCACCUUCAAGCAGCUUGUGGAGGGGCUGGACAAGAUCCUGGCAGCAGUUUCGGAGGAGCACCAUCUCUCCCUGCAGUACCUGGACCUCUCCAUGCCCUUUGAGCAGUACUCACCCUCCUGUGAGGACACCGCCAGCUCCUGCUCCUCCGAUGACUCUGUCUUCACCCAUGACCCGCUGCCACUGGCUCCCCGCCUCUUCUACCCCAGUGUGAGGACUUAAGGCAGGGCAGGGAAGGGCAAUGCCGAGGGCACCUCCGCUGUCAAGGGGAGCGGGUCUGGGUUUCCACAGGUUCCCUGCUUUGUCUGGUGUGAGCAGUGGGCAGGUAGGGCCCCAAGCUGCAGUGCUGGGUCAGGGUGUCCCUCCAGGCUCCGUUUUGGCACUGAGCCUUCAGUUGUGGCUAAGACCUGUCUGGCAUUGCAGGGCAGCAGGAGCCAUAGCCUACCCAGGGCAGGCACUGCCUGCGAUGCCCAUGGCAUCACCCAGGGAGUCAGGCUUUGGCCAGUGCUUCGGUGGAGGUGUCUCUGGGCGGGAGCCCCGCUGCCUGCCAGCUCCCGCUGCUUCUGUACAUAGCCAUAGAGAUGAAUAUUUAUGUACAUGAAAUAUCAACCUGAUAAAUUAUUUUUUUGGAAUAGA